Messenger RNA from Punica granatum (pomegranate), 2795 nucleotides. Lineage: Eukaryota; Viridiplantae; Streptophyta; Magnoliopsida; Myrtales; Lythraceae. The record is from RefSeq and is a predicted model, not a curated record.
ACACCUAUCAUCACAAACAUCCUGCCUCUCCUCAUACACCCCGCCCAUGUAGAUAGAGAGGGCUCCGUGCUCGCACCAUGAUGACGAAAUUUGCAAGUUCUCCUACCUUCGCCGAUUUUACUUGCUUACUAUAGAUCAGUUAUACGUUGAGAUUAAAGUUUCAUAAUUUCAUUAAUAUUACUUUCGAUCAUGCCACACUUGCGGUUUGAGGGGGGCAAAAGAAUCGCAGUGGAAUUUUUUCCAGUCCCCGGCCGUGCAGGGGAGGGAUCCGGUGAUGAUCCGGUAACCGGUAACAAAAGAAGCUUCUCUCUCUCUCUGCGUCUCUCUCUUAUGCCUGAACAAAAAGUAAUCGGGACAUAGAAACUUCACAAUCAUAACGAUUCGGGAGCAAGCAAUACAAUUGAGACAGAGAGAGAGAGAGAGAGAGAGAGAGAGAGAGAGAGAGAGAGAGGAGCUCUGCCUCUGUCUGUGUGCUCAACCCAGCCCUCCUCCAUUCCCUUCAAUUCCAUCCGCAAUGCGAGCGAGUGCGACUGCUGCUGCGUCUUCCAUCUUCUUCUUCUCCAUCAAGCUCUCUCCUUUCCCUCUGCUCCGCUCUCUGCCACUGUAAUCCUUCCACUCUCCAUCCCUUCUCUCUCUCGGCUCAAUUCUGUUUCUUUAUGUUCUUUCCAUGUCCAAGCAAUGUUCUUCUUCUUCUUCGUCCCUAAAUUUACUGUUUGUUGCAGAGAAUCUCUGCUGGACUGACUCCAGGCGGUACUUAAAGUGCUCUCUCUCUCUGCCUCUCCCCCUCAAGUUCGUCUCGUCAUCCGUGCAUUAAAGCAAACCUCUGCUCCAACCGUCGAACCAAUCCAUCCUCAGAACAGAUUCUUCUCUUUCCUUUAACCCUCCAAGAAGCUCUUCUUCUAAUCCCGCUCCUGAAACUUAACUGCCUCGUGAUUUCGAGCCGCAACGCCGAGUCGAGUCGCAGGAAGGAGAAAGAAGCUCUGAACCAAAGGCAAGGCAAGACAAGGCAAGGCAAGGCUCUGUUCUGUCUUCCACCGUAGUGAGAGUUUUGCGAUGCGAGCUCCAAUUUCGUAAUGCAUGGAUGAAUCGAAGUUAAAAUUUGCCGGAAAUUCCCGCAACUCGAUCGGUGAUCUCCGGCGAGCCGAGAGUGUGAAUGUUCAUAAUCUGUUCGGCUUUUUUUGGUGAUUGCAGAGGGGCCGGAUUUGGGAGUUUUGAGAGUUCCAGGCCGAGAAGAAGAUUAGAUAAAAGAUGCUGACCUGCAUAGCUCGCUCGAAGCAACCCGGCGACGAGUCCAUGAGUCAACACGAGACCGCCGAUUCCUCCGCCGCCGCGGCCGCUUCUAAGAACCAGGCCGUCAAAUCUCUCACUUCUCAGCAGCUCAAGGACAUGGCGCUGAAGGCCUCCGGGGCGUACCGGCACUGCAACCCGUGCACAGGGUCGGCGCCGCCUGGCAGGCUGAAGAGCCCAGGCGAAUCGGACGCGGACUCCGACAGGUUCCGGUGGUCGUACAGGCGGCAGGGGAGCUCGAGCUCGGCGACCCCCAGGACGUGGGGUAAGGAAAUGGAGGCGAGGCUGAAGGGGAUAUCGAGCGGGGAGGCCACGCCCAAGUCUCUGAGCGGGCGGCGACCCGACCCGAUCAUCUUCGUCGAGGAGAGCGAACCCAAGGAGUGGGUCGCCCAGGUGGAGCCCGGCGUCCUCAUCACCUUCGUCUCCCUGCCACGUGGCGGUAACGACCUCAAACGCAUCCGUUUCAGUCGAGACAUGUUCAACAAAUUUCAAGCUCAAAGAUGGUGGACGGAGAACUAUGACAAGGUCAUGGAACUUUACAAUGUCCAAAGGCUCAAUCGCCAAGCCUUCCCCCUUCCAACGCCACCAAGAUCUGAGGAUGAGAGCUCAAAACUUGAAUCUGUACAUGAUAGUCCUGUGACCCCACCUCUUACUCGGGAGCGUUUGCCUUGGAACCUGCAUCGUCCGGCAAACGGGAUGGCAAUGGGCUACUCAUCCUCAGACUCGCUGGACCACCCGCCAGGUCAGCCCCGCCAGUACCGGGACUCUACAGGUGUGAACUCGACCCCAAAGCUGUCUAGCAUAAGUGGGGCCAAGACGGAGACAUCCUCAAUAGAUGCCUCUAUGAGAAGCAGCUCAUCGAGGGAUGCCGAUCGCUCGGGAGAGCUCUCCAUCAGCAACGCCAGCGAUCUGGAGACCGAGUGGGUCGAACAGGAUCAACCUGGGGUGUAUAUUACCAUCAGGGCACUGCCUGGUGGCAAAAGAGAGCUCAGAAGAGUCAGGUUCAGUCGAGAAAGAUUUGGAGAGAUGCACGCGCGAUUAUGGUGGGAGGAAAACCGAGCCCGAAUACACGAACAAUACUUGUGAGAACAAACCGAGCCGAACCGAAUGCGACGCUCUCUGCCGAAGGAAUACGGGUCGGUUUCCUUCUCGGGUUUUUUGAAGGCUAUGAUCGAUCCCUCUAAAAUUUUUCCUACAAUUUUCAUUUCCUCUGAAUUUAUUUAUUUUUCUUUUUUGAUUAAUGUCUGCAAUAUUAUAUAUAUAUAUAUAUAUAUAUAUAUCAAGCACUCUACAAAAUAUCUCUCCUUAUGUAUAUUUUUGGAAAUCAGGGAGGUAUCUCUCGCACCUCCAGAGGCAUGGUAUAUAGGGGGGAAAAAUUAUAACGUGUCUUACGUAUCCUUGUCCAUUUGCUGCUUCUUGUUAAGCUUUCAGACACAUUGGGCUCGAAAAUUCAGAAGUCCUAUGCCAUUUUCUCUCGUUUUCGUCUAUAAAAUUAUUUUUUGGUGAAA